ACGCAGAUCCUGCAAACCGCCGACCCAGCUCGGAAGGUGCAGCUCACAACUGAAGCCAUUUCGCGCUGGUAUUUUGAGCGAGUAACGCCCAAGCUGGCUCUGCCUGACCAACCGCCCCAGGAUGCUGCCUUGGAGAUUGUGGAACCACAUCGCAUGAAAUUGGGCAAGGGCGGCUCCUUACAGAGUCGGAUUGCGAUUUUGCAUUCGCUGGCCGCCAUCGAACUGCACGCCGUCAAUCUAGCAUGGGACAUUAUUGCUCGCUUUGGCAGCCAUGCCAUCGUGGAAAGCCUGCCGGCCACCUUGCCUCGCGACUUUUACUCCGAUUUCGUGACCGUGGCCGAGGAUGAAUGUCGCCAUUUCAACAUGCUUGCAGCCCGCCUCAAAGACCUGGGCUCCUAUUUUGGUGCUCUUCCUGUCCACAACGGCCUAUGGCAGAGCGCUGAAGAAACAUCCAACUCUCUACUGGCGCGCUUGGCCAUUGUACACAUGGUACAUGAAGCUCGUGGCUUGGAUGUCACCCCCAACACCAUUGAGAAGUUCCGACGCAAUGGCGACACUGAAAGUGCCAACAUGCUGCAGACCAUCUAUGAGGAAGAAAUUACCCACGUUGCCGCUGGCAUGCGCUGGUUUCGGCAACAAACGGGUGACCUCGAGGAGGAAAGUGAUCGCAUUUCCGUCUUCCACCGCACCGUGCUCAAGUACUUUCACGGCGUGCUCAAGCCACCCUUCAACGAUGCGGGACGUGCCCAAGCUGGAUUUACCGAAGACUGGUAUCUGCCGCUCGUGCAACGCGCCUCAGACAAUGGCGCGGACAAAUCUACCGCCAAUUAG
Messenger RNA from Monosiga brevicollis MX1, 831 nucleotides. RefSeq lists its product as uncharacterized. Lineage: Eukaryota; Choanoflagellata; Craspedida; Salpingoecidae. The transcript is spliced from 7 exons. The record is from RefSeq and is a predicted model, not a curated record. The annotation marks the transcript as partial.